Molecule: messenger RNA, 2019 nt
Organism: Lasiodiplodia theobromae
Lineage: Eukaryota; Fungi; Ascomycota; Dothideomycetes; Botryosphaeriales; Botryosphaeriaceae
Product: Vacuolar import/degradation protein Vid24
Exons: 3
Coding region: 1-2019 (672 amino acids)
Biological process (GO): protein catabolic process in the vacuole; negative regulation of gluconeogenesis; protein targeting to vacuole
Cellular component (GO): extrinsic component of membrane; GID complex
Source: RefSeq, a predicted model, not a curated record
AUGCCGCCGCCCACGUCGAGGGCGAGCCCGCAGCCGACGGACGAGGCGCAGCCCAACACACCCCCCAGCUACCUCUCCGCCCUCCGCCAGCUCGAGAGCCCCGUGUCGCCGCAGGUCAUCAAUCUCGCCGCCACACUGACCACCCAAGCCGAGAACGAGGUCGACGAGGACAACGUGAGCUUCCUGCGCCGCCCCGUCGACCCCCAGGAGGAGUGGCGCCAGCAGAACGCUCAAGCGGAGGAUGAGCUGUUCGAGGGAGUGCGCGCUGCCCGGGAACGACUGCGCGCCCGGACCGCCGAGAUGCAGCAUGAUGAGCAUGAUGAGCGUGAUCGCCAGUCGCAGUCGCAGUUGCAGCGUGUGUUGAGCCGCCUGAGUCGCAUGGAUGACUCCCUGUCCUACAGUGACCGCGUACCCUCCCGGAAUGCCCUGUACGAUUGGAGCCCGCCCGAUGAUGCCGCUGGAGACCACGAGGAACUACAGGAGAUACUGCGGUCAUUAGGCCAAGAAUCAUCGACUCCCUUUCCACGAGGCGUGUCCCCGCAUACCGCCGCGCGCUACUCCCGUCUGCUCGGCCAGCGAACUACCCAGCCUUCAGAAUCGUCACUACGCUCCACACAGUCAAGACGGCAUCCGCGCUUCUCCGCGCGCUCGCGGGAAACAAUGCAGCGCUACAUCACGGAACGGGACGCUGCCAUAAGAGGUUCCCAGGACAGAUCAGACCUCAGUAGAAUAGAAACUAGCCGUUACGGCUGGCAUCCGAGCAGCCGGUCGAACGAGACGCGGGAUCGGGCAGGGCUGGACUCGUACAGACGGAGCUAUCUGGAAAACCCUUCCAGCACCCCCGCGCCAACGUCUCCCUGGUUGGAGCAGACGAUUAAUUAUCUUUCCAAAAUCCGAACAUCGGAUUCCUAUGAGGACAGUCUCUACCAUGCGGCAGAUGCGGGAUUUGUCACGAAAGAAUUCUUCGGCGAAAACCACCAGGACUUUAUCCUCGAUGUCAACACGAUCCCUCGGCCCGCAGAAACGUCAUGGCUGGCACCCGGCGCAGUGUUUUCUGGUUCGCAGCACGCCACUACCGUCACCUCAACCGUCACCCCCUCAAAUAUCCCUACUCCUACGUCAACAACCCUAUACCGUUUCCGCAACAACGACUCCCCCAUGACAUCAACCACAUUUGAUGCAGCGCGACCCUGGAUGAAUAGUCCCAUUCCACCUCACGCUCGCAGAGCCGGCGAUGGUUCCACCCAGCAGACACAACAGCAAGACCGGUGGCCUGUAAAAGUAACCGUCCACGCUGUGGAUUGGGAGAACAUGACCCUCGCCGCCACAAUGGAAGCCUACAACGUCCCAUCACACCCUCCCUCGUUUCCCGGCAGUACGCUUGACCCGGCAGCAAAUGGGGCUCCGCGACCUGGAACUCGCACCUCAAGCAUAACAACAUACUUAGAAGGAGAAAUCCUCGAUCUAAGAACUCACACUCUUCUCACUGAAUCUUUCAAGAGUAGCCUAUCAACAGACGCCACGUACUGGCGGAAACUACCACCCUUUGGCCACCUUCGCGACCACGACCUCGUACACCGGCUCGUCUCACAGGAAUAUGUUUCACAGUUGGCACAAGAAUGGAUUCUGAUGCGGUGGAAAGAGCGCUGUUUUGUGAAAUCCACGUCCUCGGCACGAAGACGAGCAGCAGCCGCCCAUGCUGCAUCAUCCGCCAAUUCCCACCUCGCCACGGAUUCGACCAAUGCCAACUCUUCUCAGCCCUCACCCUCGUCGAGAGAUUCUCCGGCAGUAACGACUGAUCAGGACAACGACGCGGGAGAGGACGGAUGCGGGUUGACCAUCAGUGGGUUUUAUUACGUUUGUCUGAGGCGGAGCGACGGUGCGAUUGAAGGGCUCUACUACGAUCCGCAAAGCAGUCCGUACCAGCACCUCAAGCUCAGUCCUGUCGGCGGAGGAAAUUUUCCUGUUUGGACAUUCAGAGAAGAAAGCAUUUCGGAGGAGCGAUGGGGUAUGACUUAA